AGCCGGCGCCCGCCACCACGGGCCGGACGAUAACGGCGACACGCACACGGACUCCGCGCUUACCCAGCACAAGAAGCGACACCGCACAGCGCAGCUAGCAAGUUGAGUUCGGGUUGGAGGUCGAGUGGGAUCGGAUGGCGUCGGCGCCGGUGGAGUUCCUGGGCGCGCGGGAGGGCGGGGCCGGCGGGGAGGCGCUCUACUGCGCCAUCAUCCUCUGGCUGUCCGCCAUGUCCUGGAUCAUCUUCACCUGCGUCGGCGGCGACGACGGCGGCAGGCGCAGGAAGGGCCGCCGCGACACCAAGGUCUUCGUCGGCGCCGAGCGCAUGUGCGACGGCACCGGGCCCCACUGCAGCGGCGGGUACGGCCUCUGCGGCUCCUGCGUCGACUAGCCCUGCCCCUCCAAAUCGUUCGUCUGGUUGGUUUGUAAUCGAGAGUCGAAAGUGCUGGUAGUAUCAUCUAUCUAUGGUGUGAUGCGAUGAAGAACUCCUCUCCUCUUCUUCUCCGGGGAGCUCCCUUCUUCUAGCCUGUAAAUAGUUUUAGCGAUCGAUGAUCGCCGAGAUGAGCGAGUAUGAUCUACUUAGUAGCAUGAGUAUCUCCCCUUUGUGAAGACAAUAAGAGGGAGCUAGCGUCUGAUCCUGGUUCCCGGUUUGGCUGCAAGAAUCCGUUUCGAUUGAUUCUU
Messenger RNA from Triticum aestivum (bread wheat), 679 nucleotides. RefSeq lists its product as uncharacterized. The record is from RefSeq and is a predicted model, not a curated record. NCBI's taxonomy places the organism in Eukaryota, Viridiplantae, Streptophyta, Magnoliopsida, Poales, Poaceae. The coding region runs from base 135 to 389 and encodes 84 amino acids. The transcript has a single exon.